Molecule: messenger RNA, 4311 nt
Organism: Stylophora pistillata
Lineage: Eukaryota; Metazoa; Cnidaria; Anthozoa; Scleractinia; Pocilloporidae
Molecular function (GO): protein binding
Source: RefSeq, a predicted model, not a curated record
GUUUCUCUAUUCAAUUGCGGCUAUGUACCCGUUUUCGUGACAAAAGCUCAAGCGAAAGGCUGAAGGCGCAGCUGCUACCGUGGUGGAAAGUGAAACCACGUGAGGGGUUCAUUGGCUGUGCUUCGGCAGUGGUAUAUUUCGGCGGUUUUGGUGGCGAACAAGUCGGUUUAGCUAAUUGAUGCAAUCUGUCAUUGGCCGGUCAGCUAACUCGAGGCAAAUUUCCACGAACACUGUUCCAAUAUAACGAGUGACAACGUCGAGGGAAGUAAUUAAAAUUUCACUUUUCAUUUAUUAGCUGAACAAAGACUAAAACCACAAUGGAAGGCCCGUCAGCUGUCUGAUUGGUUCAGGUGUUUUUGAGCGAAUCAUGAAAGACGAAUUCGAUUUUCUGUUUGUUGAGAAAAUUUUUCUUUGCUAAAACUGAAUGUUUGCGCUGAUCAUGAGUCGACUUGCCUUAGCGCGCGCGUAUUGUUAAGCUUUUGGCUGAAUGAGCAACAUUUCAAGUGCGGUUAGAACUUAUGUCAAGAAUAUUGGAAAGAAUUUUUCAAUUCAAAAUAGCCUUGAGGCGAAAGGUGGUGAUAUUGUAAUUUACAUUCGCUUUCUGCAGUCGACUCAAUAUAUAUUCAAGCUUUCCUUUUCUUAGUGAUGUUCUCUUCUUUUGUAAGCUGACGCACUCUUACCAGUUUGCGAUGUUUCCUAUAAUAAAGAUUUGCGUGGAGUCGGAUAUAUGUAGUUUGACGUCAUCGAUGGUUUUUGCCAGGAGUUCGUGUCCCUGCGCUUUUCUGCUCCUCCGAUUUAUUCGACAUGUAGUCGCCAAAACAUCGGAAAGAGAAAAGCAAUGCAAGAGUGAACUUCGCUUUUCAUCUAGUCGAGUAACUAACCAAAUAAAUGGAAAUUUAGCCCAUAAGGCACAUGACUUGUUAGUGAGGCGCAGAGUAUGAACUUGGUUGCGUCGCAACCAGUAACAGCAUUGCACCGAUGUAACCGAGGCAUCAAAGCUACCCGUUUCAGUCGACAGAAAAAAGCAAACAAUAAAUAUUCUCACUCUGGCAGCCAUUCUCGCGUCGAAUUAUUGCCAGUGAUUGACUGUUUCGAAACGAGGGAAAUUAAAUAAAUUAUAAAGGGAUUAUGUUUCGGGGCGAAUGUCACAGAUAUGUGGUCCAGGCUAGUAAUCUUCUCAGGUCGAGUUCUUUCUCGAUUCGACAAGCAGAUUGUGACGCGAAUCAGCACGCCUCAAAGGUCAAUGGUUCUUCACGCUGUAGUGCCCUGUUCCGCUUGCUGUAGUCCGUUGUUCCGCUAGCUUUUGCGUUCUAUUUUCUCUUUCGUGGAGAUAGCUGUGAUAAUUAUGUUGUAUUACGAACACCAGCCCAGCUACCAAGAAUUCUAAACACGCGCCGGCCACGCUGAUUGGCUCGGAAGAUGUCUUGUCCGAUGUGAGCAUGCGUAAUUCGACGGGAAAUGCACGUGUCAAAAGAAUAUAUAAAAACAACAAAGCUUCCUUCUUAGUCUUAGAGAUAUUGUGUCAUUAGCAGGGAGGUAUCCUUUAUGUUUUUCUAUUUAUCUAGAGCUUUUAUGUCGGCCGCAGUCAUUUGGGUCCCUUCGUAAGUGUGGUCCGUUGAGAAUAGAAUGCCAUCAAGCAUGUUGGACUCAAAUCUUUGUCCACCAAAGGCGAAGAAAUUCGCCCAUAGUUGCCGAAACACCAGCUCAGGGAGGUUUACAUACUGCGUACCGCCUCAACAUAGAUUAUCAACCAACACAAGGAUUUUUCAGCCCGAGGAGAUGGAGUCUAGGAUUAUUUUACCGCCAUCGUUGUUGACUCACUUAAGCGAGGAGGUUCUUGUGCUUAUUUUGGAGUAUUUGGACUUUAGGAGUCUUGUAAUGUUGGGCAAAACUUGCCGACUUUUUCAUCGACUCUGCCUUUCGGAUCUCAUAUGGCGUCAUCGAUGUAGGGUGGAUUUUGGUCUCAGAACAAGAUGGCCAGAGUAUACUUUUACUUACCUCUACGAAAUGUUUUACAAAGCAGAAGUACUUAAAAAUGAUCACAAUUUUUUCAGACCAGUCAGUCAACUUAAAACAUCUGUUAUUGUUUGGUAUCUGUUGAAUCCUGUUCCUCCGUCUCAAAGUGUAAGCCAUUUAACAGCAAGCCAGGCCAAGUCAAUAUGGGGAUUAACAGAUGAGGAACUUGAAUCAAAUUACCAUGACACAGACAGAGAAAGAGAAUUGCAAGAAGAUUUUCCUUCUAAUUAUUAUGAAUGGACUAGCUUAUACAAACUUUUUGUUCGCAAACAUGGUGGAAUUAGACAAAUGCAGACUUAUGUUCUCAAGCGUUGUCUGAGAAAUCGGCAAGCCCUUGAGGAACACUUUCAACUUUCUUUGCACUCUUCGCGGCAACAGAAAUGGUAUCAAUUUUUGGAGGACAGAGAUGCUGGAAACCGAAAGGCACUUAAAGCUUUAACAGAGCACAUGCCAAGGGUAACUCACAGCUACAUGUUACAUCAGAUCACAGCAAUGUACAUAGAUGGACACCUCAAAGGUGGUUUUCAGACUGUAGAGGCAUAUGCUGGAUUCUGUGGCUACUUCAAGAACUGGCUGGAUACCAAAAGCAUCAAGCUAAGUGUGCCUCGCCAAGGGGAAUUGGUGGCUGAAGAUUACAGAGCUUGUCUGGAGUAUGUCAACAGUGAGCUUGCAAAACAUGCAGAGGAAAUAGAGUUGACUGUGAAUGAUUUUAUGAGUAAAGCCAAGCCAUAUGUGGAGAGACUUCACGAAGUGUGGAUGUGGCAAAACCAGAAUGACACGGGUUACAGGAAGGAACACAGACCCUCCUCAGUGGUGAGGCGCCACAAGUGUUACAGGGAAUUUUUGGAGAAAGGAAAUAUGGAGGAUUUCAACCGUCUCAAGAUGUAUUUUGAAAGAAAAGAGAUAGUUGUAGCGUGGUUUAAGGAGAACAGCUGGUUACACACACUUCUUGGAGAUUUUGUGAUGAGACCUCUGAGGCCUGCGUGUUUAUCAUCAGACCUAUCAUCUUCACACUUCUCGUCCGAUUGCGUGUCUGGACUGGUUCAGAGGUUUUUGGAGACUGGUUAUCGUUCAGACUUCAACAAAAUCCGAAUGAAAUUGUCCGAAAUGGCUACACUUCAACUACAGAAUCUUGUGCGAAAAUCUCGCCAGCUGCGAGACUCGAUUCAGCAAGACGUCAUGAAGGACGAUUGUGUGUACGUCAGUGACUACGAAGAAAGAAACCUGAUGAACUUUUUCGGUAGGGACCCGUUCUCGGAAUACGGUCGGCGGAGAAUAGAAGUAGUCACCUUAGAUUAAGUAGAGAAGGUUUCCUUGACUACAUUGAUUUAGUGUACAGUCAGUAAGCUACAACCUCUUCGCGCUUUAUUUCAAGGUGACCUUUGUGUGGUGUUCAGAUGCUGCUGUGCUAUUUCCUUUGGCUCAACGCGGUUUGAUUUUUUGACUCGAUUAUCCGGUUCCUAGAUAGUCUUUCUUUGAAAAAAAAAAAAAAAAACUAUAUAUAUAUAUAUACAUAUUCGAAUCAUGUUCUUGCAAUGUUUGUACGUGGAAUCGAGAGUCCUUGAUUAACUUGAGUUCUUACUACUGGUCAAAUUCUUCGACCAGAAUUCUGCUUAAAUUCACAACGUUUUGUUUCUGUUUCAUAAUCAAAUCUGUAGUUAGGUCCAAGAAUGAUAAAGGUUUUUCUGUUUAGAUAUAAGUGAAUUAUUUAUUAUUUCAAGUCGAACUUAUUUUGUACAGUAUUGUUAGCCUCGAAAGAAAAAAAAACUAGGAAAAGAAAUAUUUGAAAGCAAAGCAUUUAGUAGCCAUAUUGCGACUACGCUGUUGUAUUAUAGGACGUCAAAAUUAACUAGGGGGGAGGGGAAAGUCAUAAUUGCUUGUCCAGUAUGGAUGGCCCUUUAUGGCUCAGUUACACUAGACUCUAUCGCAAAGUUACGCUUUGUAUACUACUUGUGUCGUUAAUUUUGUACGAAAUAUUUUUACACGGAUUUAAUAUUUUCGGAAGACUUGUAUUAUAGAUAUUUAAGCUUAUCGUAAUUUGUUGAGAACUUCCAUCCAGUUUUCAAGAAAAAAAUACUAAAGAAAGAUAAUUUUUUUUGCCGACCAAGCGGUCAUGAUAAUGUUGAAAAAGCGUACGAGUUAUUUAUUAUCCAAAGGAAUACUAUUUAGUUAAAUUAUCUGAUUUACUAUAUGACAUGAAGCUUUAGAUUGUGGUAGUUUUAUACUACUCAAUGCCAAAUCUCAUCCAAAUGAGCAGAGCAGAAUGCUUGAUUAAAGAACAUUGCCAACGUUGAA